This is a messenger RNA of Ctenopharyngodon idella (grass carp), 1306 nucleotides long. It is a transcript of the gene myl9a, whose product is annotated as myosin, light chain 9a, regulatory. Lineage: Eukaryota; Metazoa; Chordata; Actinopteri; Cypriniformes; Xenocyprididae. The transcript has 5 exons. The coding region runs from base 195 to 719 and encodes 174 amino acids. Gene Ontology annotation, cellular component: stress fiber; myofibril; cytoplasm. Gene Ontology annotation, biological process: myofibril assembly; platelet aggregation. The record is from RefSeq and is a predicted model, not a curated record. Gene Ontology annotation, molecular function: calcium ion binding.
UCCUUUGCCUUGUAUGGCUAAAGGCUCCAGACGGGAGGCUGACCUUAUUGGCCGUUCAGGAACAGGGAGGUGUGGAGAAAAGCCUGAAAAACCAAACAAACUUCCCUUCAGCCCAGCAGACGAACAGAUCCAACGCACACUGCUUGUCUCCACCUUUUUCAACAGGAAAACAAGAACCAAACCCUGCGGUCAAAAUGUCUGCGGCCAAGCGUGCCAAGGGAAAGACCACAAAGAAGCGCCCGCAGAGGGCCACUUCCAACGUCUUCGCCAUGUUCGACCAAUCACAGAUCCAGGAGUUCAAGGAGGCCUUUAAUAUGAUCGAUCAGAACAGAGACGGCUUCAUCGAUAAGGAGGAUCUACACGACAUGUUGGCCUCUCUUGGGAAGGACCCGUCUGACGAGUACCUGGAGGGAAUGAUGAGUGAAGCUCCAGGUCCCAUCAACUUCACCAUGUUCCUCACCAUGUUUGGAGAACGUCUGAACGGAACCGAUCCUGAAGAUGUCAUUCGAAACGCCUUCACAUGCUUCGACGAAGAUGCUUCUGGUUUCAUACAUGAGGAUCAUCUUCGAGAGCUGCUGACCACCAUGGGCGAUCGUUUCACAGAUGAAGAAGUGGACGAGCUCUUCCGUGAGGCACCAAUCGACAAGAAAGGAAACUUCAACUACGUAGAGUUCACUCGCAUCCUCAAACACGGCGCCAAAGACAAGGAUGACAUGUAAAAACCAGCAGCUGGACUCAUUCAGCAUUUUAUUAUAUAAAAUCACCUUGUGUAAGUUAUCAGACUGAAUCUACAGAAGACGAAAGCAGUCCUUAACAUGAAGAUAAAGAUAUGAAGUUAUCAAGAAGAUAUCAAAAAGCCUAAUCUCCACAAUAUCAUUUUUUUUUCUGAAUUUAUCUAUUGAGAAUAAAGUUUGUACAUUUCAGAAUAAGUUCUAUAAGAAUCUGAAUGAAUAAUUAUUUGUUAUAUUUAAGAUGUUUUUCCACUUUCUUCACUGUUUUGCUGCAUCGUGCAAAAUUCAACAGAAGAUAAAUAGGUUGAUCCAGCUUUUAAAAAUUCGGAUAAGAUUUUACAUCAAAAUUGGUUAAACAGGAGCCAAGAUUUCAUGAGAAAAAAAAAAAAAAAAAAAAAUUAAACUUAAAAAUGUAAGGCAGCAACUGAACUUUUUAAGUAUAAUCAAAUUGGCUCUACAAGUCAUUUAAACUUGUUUUUUUUUAAAUCUUGCCUAUAGUUUAAACUUGUAUAACUUAAAAAAAUGAAGUUGCAAUUGGUUAAAUUAUUUUGAUGAAUUAAAGUAAUGGAAAAACA